AUGUUUAUUAUUUCCAUUUUCGCUUCCCUAUCCACGUGGCCUAUUGGUAAAUGAGUAAAUAUAGUAUUGUAUAGAGGUGGAAGAGAAGUAAAUUCACUCUCUUGUGCACCAGUGAGGUAUUUUUCCAGGAGAGAGAGACACACCCGAAAGCGCCGAUUUAUGAGCAGGUUGUUUGCCUGCCCUGCAGUCCCAGUCCGCUAUCCAAACGGGAUACUCUCCUCGUCGUGGUUCAGCGGCUCACGGGUUUACAGAGAGACGGAUAUCAAAUAGGACUGCCUCAACGGAACAGUAAAUAACAGUCGGUAAAGUAUUUUGGCGGAGGGGGACCAGACGCUUAGGACAACAUAAGUAGCAAGACAACGCACAGCCCGGUGCAAAACUGAUGACCCAUAAGACAUGGAGGUUCUGUUGAAGUCGGUUGAGACUGUGCCAGUCACCGAGCCUGAGAUGUGGUGGGGAACGUUGGGCACUAUGCGGCCCUUCCCAAAUUUCAAACCUGAGAAGGAUGUUCGGGAGAUCCAGGUGGCCCUGGAGAAGAAAGAUGUUAAUACUCUGGUGAGGAUCUUGACCAACCGCACCAAUGCACAGAGACAAGACAUCUCCCAGGCCUUCCGUACCCUCAAACAGCAGGACCUGAGUCAAGCUCUGAAGAAACUGCUGUCUGGGGCACUGGUGGACCUUCUGCUGGGCCUCUUGAUGACCCCCGCACAAUUUGACGCUCAUCGCCUCCGGCAAGCCAUGCACGGUUUGGGAACAGACGAGGAGACUCUGCUGGAGGUCCUGUGCACCAGAUCAGCACAGCAGCUCAAAGAUAUCACUAUAGCCUACAAGCAAGAGUUUAAACGGUAUCUGGAGAAUGACCUGAUCAGUGAGAGCAGCAAGGUCUUUACCAACCUGAUCCUCUCCAUACUCAAGAAGGAGCAGGAGAACAUGCAGGGGGUUAUCGAAUACCAGCUCAUUGAUCGAGACGUCAGGACUCUGACUGAAGCCCUCAGUGGUAAGAAGGCGGACCCUAUCCCCUGGAUCAGGGUACUCACGACAAGGGAUUAUGACCAUCUUGACAGAGUCUUGUUCAGGUGGGAGUGUAUUCAGGGUGAGACUGUGGACAAAGCACUGCAGAAGCACUUUUCUGGGGACCUCAGACUGGGGUUGCGAGUAUUGGUUCGUACUAUCCAGAACACCCCUCUAUACCUGGCCCAGCGGCUGCAGGCCUGCAUGAAGAAAAACAAUGUGCUGUUUGGUAUCCUGGUCUCUCGCAGUGAGGAGGAUCUUCUCAGCGUGAGAGUGGAAUAUCGCAGAUUGACCAAUACCUCCCUCUACUCAGCUCUACAGAAAGAAUUUAAGGGGGAUCUUCAGCUGGCCCUAUUAGCCUUGUGCCGGGCCGAAGACGUGUAGCCAAACAGAGGGGCAGAGAGAAAAAGAACAAACAGUCGUCAAAUAUAUACUCUCUAUAUGAUUACCUACAUACUGAAGCACACCACAGCUUUUAUUCACACACAGAACCCGCCUACAUCCUGUAAUCACAGACAUGGUCUGUUUUUGAUCUGCCAGCGUUAAUGUUCAUCGCCACCCUAGCUAUCCAGGUAGGAUUUGAUGUACAGAUGAAAUGGCUGGUUUUGUGCACGGCACAAUUCAGUCAUAGCAUUAAGUGGCCGAGUUUCAUUGUUCAUCUUAAUGGAAAAGCCAGAACUUACUCUCUGAAUAUUUAGCUUCUCUCUAGCCCCGACUCCUGUGCGCCACUAGUUUUAAAAGAUCUUCUGAACUCCAGCAGCUGAAUGGCUUAAAGAUUUUCACAUUAAUUCGAUUUCCAUUAUAGCCAAAGAGCGCGAAUGCGCAUGUCGGAAAACUUCCGGACUGCGUGCAGACAUGGCUCCCUCCCGCCUCAGAGCAAGUGCGAGGGAUUUCGGGAGGGCAACUGUGCGGGAUUCUUCACGUUUAGGCUCCGCCUCUCUCUGAUCUCACAAAUCCCAAGACAAUGUCAGCCAAGAGACAAUUAUUAAUAUCCCCGUGCAUAGCUGCCAUUUCUCCCGACCCAUCAAUCUUCAGCUGCAGACUGGGAGUAGAGUUUCCCUCCUGUUUGGGGGGGGCGGCAGGCAGGGGGGUUGAGUUAUAUAAAGGUUCACAUAUCCAGAUGAGGCCAUCCUCUCUGGCCAUUGUAUGAGUCAGGUAGAAAUGUAUGUAGAGACUGUCUUUGUUCAUAGGGGGCAAUGAGCAUUUUUUACUAUUGUCUCCAAUUUCCAGAGAGUUUCCUGAGAUGUUUACAUUGAUUUGUGUUUCUCACAUAAUGGACUGUGAUUUAGUUUGAUUAUUGUAUAUUAUUGUGUCUAAAUCAAACACAAUAAAGCAAUUGUUUUUGAUGCA
This is a messenger RNA of Anguilla anguilla (European eel), 2361 nucleotides long. RefSeq lists its product as uncharacterized. The transcript has 14 exons. Gene Ontology annotation, molecular function: calcium ion binding; calcium-dependent phospholipid binding. NCBI's taxonomy places the organism in Eukaryota, Metazoa, Chordata, Actinopteri, Anguilliformes, Anguillidae. Gene Ontology annotation, cellular component: cytoplasm. The record is from RefSeq and is a predicted model, not a curated record. The coding region runs from base 397 to 1395 and encodes 332 amino acids.